Capronia coronata CBS 617.96 is the source of this 957-nucleotide messenger RNA. RefSeq lists its product as uncharacterized. Gene Ontology annotation, cellular component: SAGA complex. The record is from RefSeq and is a predicted model, not a curated record. The transcript is spliced from 3 exons. Bases 1 to 957 code for a protein of 318 amino acids. Lineage: Eukaryota; Fungi; Ascomycota; Eurotiomycetes; Chaetothyriales; Herpotrichiellaceae.
AUGGGUUCACGUCCUCGUGGCGGGCGAGGCAUGGCUGGCCGGGAUGGCAAAGAGACAGAUCUCGAAAACGACCUUCUCAGUCGAGCAGUCGAUAGCCUACGAAAAGCGCAAGGAUAUAAUGAUCAAUCCAAGAGGAUCGGUCUAGAGAUCGUGGCUCUCGAAGAAGAGAUCAAAACAAAUGGCCACUCGACGCCUGAAAACCACCGACGACUAGAUGCUCUCUACCGAGAGAAUCUCAGAUAUGCAGAAAUGGAGAAGAAAGUCCACGACGACGAGGACAUCAUCAACAAUCUCGCCAUUUUGGCAACAAUGAAGACCAAUGACGAUCUUGCACCUCGAAAUGGCCAACAGAAGUCCCGCAAACACCAGCGACCUACGGUCGAGUCGGACACUGUGGUGGAGUCUCCCGGCCCCAGUCCAGGGGACGGCCGUCUCGAAAUGAUGAAACGGGUCAAGGGCACCUCCCAGCGAAGUUCUAGUACGGCCAGUCAGAAUCGAGCGGUUUCCAGUGCCAAAGACGACGGAGGUGAAACGCAUAGAGGUAUCCAGGCCGAGAAGGCGGGCCUACUUGUCGCUGGUACCGAAGUAUUCUACAAGUAUCCGAAAGACCAGCAGGACAAUGAGGAGGGUGUCGGUAUUCAUGGGAUUAUCAAGAAAGUGUGGCAGGACAAAAAGCCGAUUCAAUACGACGUUAGAGAUCCGGAGGACGAUGCUUCGGGGAAAUUGACAGUGCGCAAGGCGACCGCCAGGGAUCUUGUGCCCAUACCGCAGACCGUCGCCAACAUCCCCCAGUUUCCCACCGGAGCGAACGUGUAUGCCAAAUACCCCGACACAGACACUUUCUACCGAGCCAAAGUCAAGAGCUUUCAGAAAGGCAUGUACAGCCUGAAAUUCGACGAGGAUGAUAAGGAGAUGCUCGUCGACGUGAGGUUUGUGCUGGACUCGAGAUUAAAAUGA